This is a messenger RNA of Thamnophis sirtalis, 1443 nucleotides long. NCBI's taxonomy places the organism in Eukaryota, Metazoa, Chordata, Lepidosauria, Squamata, Natricidae. The record is from RefSeq and is a predicted model, not a curated record.
AUGCAAUGGAAGAUGGCGAUGAAGAUGAUGACGAUGACGACGACGACAACGAAGGCAAUUAUCUGCAUCCCAGCCUUUUCGCGUCUAAGAAACGGAGCAGGCUAGAAGAGCUGAUGAAGCCACUGAAGGUGGUGGAUCCCGAUCACCCAUUGGCAGCCCUUGUUCGCAAAGCUCAAGCCGAAAACGCCAGUGCAGCUCAGGCGGGCGAAGGGACAGCUGCUCCAUCGUCCCAAAUGGAAUAUUCUUCCGAUCCAACAAUGGCAGCCAUGUACUACAGCUACUACAUGCUGCCCGAUGGAACGUAUUGCUUCGCCCCACCGCCGCCGGGGAUUGACAUGGCUACUUACUACAGCGCCCUGCCAGCUGGGGUGACGGUGUCGAGCACCACCGGCGUAGCCACCAUCACAGCACCUCCGCCUCCUGGCACGACGCCACCGCCAUCCUCUUCUGAAGCCAGUGAAGACACGAGUGGCGCAUUACCUGGCACAAGCACUUCAGCAAGCUCAAUUCCUCCAGUGGUUGCCGUCAUCCCUCCACCUCCAGAUAUCCAGCCCGUAAUUGACAAGCUAGCCGAGUAUGUUGCGAGAAAUGGGAUUAAAUUUGAGACCAGCGUUCGUGCCAAGAAUGAUCCGAGAUUUGAAUUUCUGCAGCCUUGGCAUCAGUACAAUGCCUACUACGAAUUUAAGAAACAGUUCUUCCUUCAGAAAGAGGCCAGUGACAGCUCAAAGGUUGCCUCUUUGUCGGAGGACGUUUCUACUGACACGCCCAGCGUGGCACCUGGAGAGACCCAGUUUCCUGCUGAGCAGAGUCCCGAAGACGCCGAUUCAGCGGUUGAAGGAAAUAAUGCCAAGGACGCAGCUGCCAUCAAAAUUAGCAAUGAUGGCAAACUGAUAAAAGUGUCAUUUGCACCCAUCAGCUUUGCAAUCCGGGCCAAAGAAAACGAUAUGCUCCCCUUGGAGAAGAACCGGGUGAAGCUCGAUGACGAUAGUGACGAGGAGGAGGAAGAAGGCAAAGAGGGCCAGGAGAACGCCAGUAGCACCUCCAACAGCGCCGCCCUCCUGGCCUCCUCCAGCAGUGCCCCGGAAGAAAAAAAGCCCCAGCUGACCCAGGAAGAGCUGGAAGCCAAGCAAGACGGUCAGUAAUAUCCCCUGUGCUCUGUUGACCGGCAUCCGGACGUUACCAGUCCUAGAAGCCAAGGUGCCCGAAAGGCCUACCAGCAAAUGCAGAGAUCUCCCCAGAGAAGAAGAGAAAGAGAAGAAGAAGAAGAAACACAAGAAACGAUCCAGAUCACGGUCCCAGACCCCUCCUUCCAAAUACUACUCCUCCUCCUCUUCCUCCAAAGCCAAAUCGCGAUCCCAUUCGAAAGCAAAGCAUUCGCUUCCCACGGCGUACAGAACCGUCCGGCAUUCCAGGUGAGCGUUUUCUUCCUAACUCGUGAAAUGC